GUAACAAUUCAUCAUUAAUCAAGAUGUCCUCAGCACCUGAGCCCCCAAACAUUAAAAAAGAAGCACCCAAAGAGAGAGACGGUCGAAUUCCAGGACUCCGGGGUGUCCGUACAACCACCCUGUUCCGAGCUGUGAAUCCAGAGCUUUUCAUUAAACCUAACAAACCUGUUAUGGCUUUUGGACUCAUAACAAUUACCCUGUGUGUGGCCUACAUUGGUUAUUUACAUGCAACACAAGAGAAUAAAAAGGACCUCUAUGAAGCUGUUGACAGUGAAGGAGCCAGGUAUAUGAGGAGGAAGACUUCCAAAUGGGAUUAAAGAAGCUGCUUAAUAACAGAGAAGGAAAGAGGAGUAAUUGGCAAUGUAGGCAUCUGAAUUGUUAAUGUUAAAUUAGGUGUCUGCUAACUUUUCUAUGCAAUUCCUGGAAUGAUGUUUGUAAGAUUUAAUCUAAUUUCUAUUCCAUUUUACAAUGCCAUGCCUGUACCUAUAAACUUUACAGAAGACAUACAAAGUAAUAAAGUGUUACAGUUGUCUGAGCUGAUGAUUACAGUGUGUAGAUAACAGAAAUAAUUAAGCGUGAGCUGGAGACUCUAGUGAUAAGUGACUUUAGAAAUUUCUGUGAUAGUUUGUCAUCUUUUUAUGGUCUGCUUUGGCAAAAAGGAAAGCAGUUUUAAAAUUUGAGGCACAUUGUCUGUGGGAAGUACUAGUUCGAGCUGCAAAAACUGCAUUUUUAAUAUUGCAACUAAAGAUAUUUUUUAAAAAGACAGAACAUCUAACAAUUUUUUAAAAAAUCCAGAACUCUGUAAAUGCUGACCUGAAAUGACCAUUCAAAAUGCUAAUUUACUCUUUUAUAUAAAUCCUUUGUUAAGACAUCCUUUUCUGUCCAUUUGAGUGACUGGUUUUAUUUCUAAAUUAGUUUUAAAAACUACAUG
Messenger RNA from Mauremys reevesii (Reeves's turtle), 931 nucleotides. RefSeq names its product small integral membrane protein 8 (gene SMIM8). The transcript has 2 exons. The coding region runs from base 24 to 317 and encodes 97 amino acids. The record is from RefSeq and is a predicted model, not a curated record. Lineage: Eukaryota; Metazoa; Chordata; Testudines; Geoemydidae.